Lachancea thermotolerans CBS 6340 is the source of this 378-nucleotide messenger RNA. RefSeq names its product KLTH0E13904p. The transcript has a single exon. The coding region runs from base 1 to 378 and encodes 125 amino acids. The record is from RefSeq and is a predicted model, not a curated record. Lineage: Eukaryota; Fungi; Ascomycota; Saccharomycetes; Saccharomycetales; Saccharomycetaceae.
AUGAGCCAUUCAAUCAUUGUAUCAAACGUCCCGGUGGGCGUCAGCGAUGUAUCAGUCAUGCGCUACAUCCGCGAGAUGACUGGCAACACGCCUGUAGUGCACAUGCAGCCGUUCCCCGACGAGUGCCACUACGUGAACGACAGCAACGCGACAAAGACGUUACAAAUCUUUUUUGCGACGGCCGAGGAAGCCGCGAUCGCCAACUCGCUAUUCCAGGGCUCUAGCGUUGAAGAGGACCUCACGCGUGUGCACGCGAUGUUCCAUGGCGGCCGUGAUGAGCACGUGCCCCGCUCGCUGGCUUCGCAAGACACGCCAUGGAACGAGACGCAGUCCAAGCAGCCCGCCCAGCGCUCCCGCAUCAAGAGCCUGAGCACAUAA